Molecule: messenger RNA, 1035 nt
Organism: Drosophila grimshawi
Lineage: Eukaryota; Metazoa; Arthropoda; Insecta; Diptera; Drosophilidae
Exons: 1
Coding region: 12-953 (313 amino acids)
Source: RefSeq, a predicted model, not a curated record
CCAGAGAGGAUAUGUGCGGAUACAAGCCUCUGCCGGCUAAUUACAACAGUUGGUUAGCGCCGCUGCACGCAGAGCGAUUGAAACGGCUGGGGGAAAAACUGCUGGUUCUAAAACUUAAAAUGAAGAAGCGACCAAUGAUUAUAGGACUGCAUUUGUUCGCCGACGAUGUAGAUGGAUUGAGGCAUUGGGUAGAAUUGCUCUAUCAAAUUGCAGCUCCGCACUCGUAUGGAGAGAAAAUAACGUUUUUUGUGGACGAUCUUUGGGCUGCAUAUGCUUUUGACCUGAACGGAUUCUCCUUAUGGCGUGGUCACACUAGCUUCUCCAUUCAAUCGCCUCCAUUGAUUUUUGGAAUAAGUGCAGCUGGUAAGGUACAUUUUUUAGGUAGUGCCAAAGGACCGAAAACGCCAUGCUUGGAAAAUCUUCAGGCAUUUUGUGACCAAUUGCUGACUGAAUCAAUAGAACAAGAGUUGGGAUUUGAGGAUUGGCUGCCUGUGCCGGAUGUAGACUUAUCCAACUUUAAUGAACUCAUUUACGGGGAGCAAGCGGACCUUGUUAUUUGUUUCUACAAUUCUCAAGAGCUUGACAUGGAUGAGACUAGGGAGUUUCUAGACGAUUUAUGUAGACUUGCCGCAAAAUUGCAGAAUGAGCAAGUAAAGAUAUUUAAAAUGAAUGUACACAAAAGUUUGCCACCCAAAAAGUUUCCCAUAAAAUCGUUUCCAUCCAUGUUUUUGUUACCCAGGCAUCGGAAACAAAGUCCCAUACGCUGUCAUUAUCCAAGGCAACGGAUUGAAAGCAUGCUAAAAGCUGUUGCUCAGCAUUCAAGCGAAGAGCUCAAUUUCUAUGAUCGACACACGCUGCGAAAACUGCACGUAGAUUUACUUGUGCACAUACGAAACUAUCUCAAGGAGGAAAACUACGAAUUAGUAAAACGAUAUAUUUUUAGUAGCGAGUAACACUUUUCGUGUAACGAUAAUAAUAAGUAAUAAUUUACUUCAAAAUAACUUUUAAUGCCAAAUAGCUACGAGUUUAAACAGC